Molecule: messenger RNA, 2202 nt
Organism: Lingula anatina
Lineage: Eukaryota; Metazoa; Brachiopoda; Lingulata; Lingulida; Lingulidae
Biological process (GO): cell communication
Cellular component (GO): extracellular region; membrane
Molecular function (GO): protein binding; calcium ion binding
Source: RefSeq, a predicted model, not a curated record
ACCUGGUGUAUCAUGGGGGACAGAGCUUGCUGCAGAAACUUAGUCUUUGGCAUUAUUUUGCUAACAUUGCCUGCCUCAGUUGCUGGGUUAGGUUUUGUAGAAAUCCUGUCUGUCACGCCUACUGCUGUCUCCCCUACUGCUGUCUCCCUGUCAGAGCUCAAAGAACUGCGUCCAUGGCAGGUUGCUUUGAAGUCUGGGGGAAACCUUAGGGUUCUUGAUUCCUGUCAUCUUCACAUGAAUACAGUCCCUGCGGCAGACGACCAGGAUGUCAUUAUUAAGAAUAUGGAGAAGUGCAAACUGGACUUUACACAUUGGAAGGAACCUCUUUAUUUGGCAUUUUCAUCAGAAACUGAUCCUGUAGCAUACAACAUGACACUGCCACGUCUCCUGGGGUCCUCCACUCAUAUGGUGUGCUCUUCUAAACACUCUCCCUCUGUCCAGGUGUGUCUACGUGUCCACCUGGCAGUGCUGUGUGGAACAUAUUACUAUGGGGACAACUGUGAUGUUUACUGUCGCAUACAAGAAGGAGAAGAACGUUACACCUGCGACCCAAGGACGGGGUUGAAGAAGUGUGCAAAUGGCUACAGAGGAUACGGCUGCAUGAUCAAAGUAUUUCUAGACCAGCAUGAUGCUAGAACUUUCCUGCAUGCACAUGCGCGUUCUAAGCGUGCGAACACGGGCUGGCUGGGUACGGAGGAGGUGCUGGCAGGGAACCUGGAGCGCGAGUGCGUAGAGGAAGUGUGUUCUUGGGAGGAAGCAAAUGAAGUCUUUGAGAAUGGAGAGAGAACCAGAGAGUACUGGGUAAGGAGAAAUGAUCCUAACCAGUGUGAUUCCAACCCGUGUGUCUCAGAGGGGACCAGCAGAUGUGAAGAUUUAUUCCAAAACUAUAGAUGUCACUGCAGGCAAGGAUACACUGGAAGCAAUUGUCACAUCAAUAUAGAUGACUGUGGGACAAAUUGUCAAAAUGGAGCUAUAUGCACUGACCUGGUCAAUGACUAUCACUGCACCUGUGCCCCAGGAUUCCGAGGCACUAACUGUGAAAUUAACAUUAACGAGUGCCAGAGCAACCCUUGUCAAAAUGGCGCCACGUGUCAGGACGGAGCAAACCGUUGGAGCUGCCAGUGUGCUCCAGGAUGGACAGGUGUAUCCUGCCAGUUGGACAUCAAUGAAUGUAUGUCAGCACCUUGUCUGAAUGGUGGGACGUGUAACAACCUGCAGAACAUGUUUACCUGUGAUUGUGUCCAGGGAUUUGCAGGGAAUGGAUGUGAAAUUAAUGUGGAUGAUUGUUACCUUGAUCAGUGCCUGAAUGGUGGUACUUGCAUUGAUUUAGUGGAUGACUUCAGCUGUAUCUGUCCCCCAGGAUUCUCUGGUAUGACAUGUGAAGUCAAUGUUAACGAGUGUGAGAGUUCUCCCUGCCUGAACCAAGCUACCUGUAUUGAUGCUGACAAUGGCUUCCUGUGUGAAUGUUUACCAGGCUUUAACGGGACCCUCUGUGACCAUAACAUAGAUGACUGUGCUGUGAACCCCUGCAUCAAUGCUGUACAGUGUAUAGAUGGCACUAAUGACUUCCUGUGCAUCUGCUCACCAGGAUGGGCUGGAAAGACGUGUCACAUUAAUGUUGAUGAAUGUGUCAGCCUCCCCUGUCAUAAUGGCGGAACAUGCCAUGAUCUGGUCAAUGAAUACAGAUGUUCUUGUCUUCCUGGCUACUCUGGCUCUGAGUGUGAAGAGAAUAUUAAUGAGUGUUCCAGCAGUCCUUGUCAGAACAAUGGCACCUGUCUGGAUAGAGUGAACAGCUACACCUGUAUCUGCCCUCCAGGAUUCAGUGGUACUGUUUGUGAACACGACAUAGAUGAGUGUGCAUCCCAGCCAUGCAUGUACGAUGGCACAUGCACAGAUCUGACAGACAACUACAUGUGCAUGUGCACACCAGGCUACAUGGGCAGAAACUGCGAACAUGAUAUCAAUGAAUGCCUUAGUGGGCCGUGUCAUAACAAUGGUAGCUGUGUUGACAUGGUGGAUGGCUACUCCUGUCUCUGUCAGUCAGGGUAUACUGAUGUCCACUGCACUACUAAUAUUGAUGAGUGUCACAGUAACCCUUGUUUAAAUGAUGCUUCCUGCGUUGAUGGUGUGGCUGGUUACAGUUGCCUGUGCAGACCUGGAUUCUCAGGAAUCCUUUGUGAACAAAAUAUAGACGAAUGUCAA